This is a messenger RNA of Cuscuta europaea, 1677 nucleotides long. The record is from the annotation of a GenBank genome assembly. Lineage: Eukaryota; Viridiplantae; Streptophyta; Magnoliopsida; Solanales; Convolvulaceae.
CCAGUUUAUUGGCUCGUCUAUGGACUAUGGCCAUAAAAAAAAAGAAUUUUCUUAAAAUUUAGAAUCAUUAAAAGUAAAAUAAAAUCGAAAAAAUAGAGUGAAGGAGGAAGAGACUAAAACGCCUCCGUCGACCAUCGGAGAUCAUUCGACGGGGCGUUUAAGCCGCUGCAUUUUCGAUUCUUCAUUAAUUCUCCGACUUGAGAGCUCUUGUCUGUAAAAGAAAAGUGUAAUAAGUAACCCUAGAGGGAUUUUUAUUUGCGGAUAUGGAGAAGUUAAUGAGCAAGAUUCGAAAUUUGGAUGCGUAUCCGAAGGUCAACGAAGAUUUCUACAGCAGAACUCUCUCCGGUGGCGUGAUAACCCUCGCUUCCUCCAUUGUUAUGCUCUUGCUCUUCAUUUCCGAGCUCAGACUAUAUCUUCAUGCCGUAACUGAGACAAAGCUUGUGGUUGACACUUCAAGAGGAGAAACACUUCGUAUUAAUUUUGAUAUUACCUUUCCAGCACUUCCAUGUUCCAUUGUCAGUGUUGAUGCUAUGGACAUAAGUGGAGAGCAACACCUUGAUGUUAGACAUGACAUUAUCAAGAAAAGGAUAGAUUCUCAUGGUAAUGUAAUUGAAACAAGGCAGGAUGGUAUUGGUGGCCCAAAGAUUGAAAGACCCUUGCAAAGACAUGGCGGCAGGCUUGAGCACAAUGAGACAUAUUGUGGUUCAUGUUAUGGUGCUGAAUCAUCAGAUGACCACUGUUGCAACUCUUGUGAAGAUGUCCGUGAAGCCUAUAGAAAAAAGGGAUGGGCAGUGUCAAAUCCUGAUUUAAUGGACCAGUGCAAAAGAGAAGGGUUCCUUCAAAGAAUCAAAGAAGAAGACGGGGAAGGGUGUAAUUUAUAUGGGUUCUUGGAAGUUAACAAAGUGGCUGGAAAUUUCCAUUUUGCACCUGGAAAGAGUUUCCAACAGUCAAAUGUGCAUGUUCAUGAUCUACUUGCCUUCCAAAAGGAUAGCUUCAAUAUAAGCCACGAGAUCAAUAGAUUAGCUUUUGGAGACUAUUUUCCGGGGGCCAUGAACCCUCUUGAUGGCGUGAGAUGGACGCAGGAAACCCCUAAUGGAAUGUAUCAAUAUUUUCUCAAGGUAGUACCCACCGUAUAUACUGAUGUGAAUGGGUACACCAUACAGUCAAAUCAGUUCUCUGUAACUGAACACUUCAAGGGAUCAGGAGUUGGCCAACUUCAGACUCUUCCUGGAGUUUUCUUCUUUUAUGACCUUUCACCGAUCAAGGUGACUUUCACUGAGCAACAUGUUUCAUUCUUGCAUUUUCUGACAAGUGUUUGUGCAAUAGUGGGAGGGGUCUUCACUGUGUCGGGAAUAAUUGAUUCAUUCAUAUAUCAUGGUCAAAAGGCGAUUAAGAAGAAGAUGGAACUUGGUAAAUUCAGCUGAUGGGCUGUUUGGUAUCCUCCCCCGUCCACAUUUCAUGACCAACAUAAAUAGAGCAAACAGAAAACCGUAGCUUCAAGCCUUGCAUAUUGCGGCCUUACACUUUCAAAUACCCAGGUUUCGGCCACUGUACUAAGAGAAUAGAUCAACCUUUGUAGUUCUUUAUUCUUGAAUGCCAUUUCUUCUUUGUUUCUAUUUUUCUUGUACUCAUCCCAAUUCUUUCUUAGCUCUUUUGGUAAUUAAGUUAUUUUUUUGU